AUGGCGGUGAAUAUCAGAGUAUUUCUUCUGUAUGCUGCGGUAGCUCAUUACUCAGCAAACGGCCAGUAUUACGCAUUGUCAUCAUGUCCCUCAUCAAUGUUUUUAGCACCACCAACACCUUCGUAUCUUCCGCCAGCGGCCGUACCCUGCGGUUGUCCUUGUGGUGGCUUACCAUGCGGAUGCCAAGCGCCUCCACCAACCCCCAUUUAUGUGACCCUUCCAACCCCUCCUCCGCUUUGUGUAACACCUCCACCAAUGCCUCCAAUGUAUAUUGAACUUCCGUGUCCUCCGCCUAUCACUGUAUCGCCACCCCCAGGUCCCCCAAUGUGUAUCACGCCUCCACCACCACCACCAAUGACCAUUUCUCUUCCUCCGCCUCCACCUAUGACAGUGUCACCACCUCCAUUACCACCGAUGUGCGUCACUCCACCGCCUUUGCCUCCUUUGAGUGUUAGUCCUCCAUUGCCGCCUCCGUUAAUAUUAGAACUCCCGCUACCACCACCGAUUGUAAUUGAACUACCAGCACCUCCGCCCAUAGUAGUUCAGCCACCGCCGCUGCCAAGAGUUAUGGUACAGCCGCCGCCAUUACCGCCGAUGUCGGUCCAGCCACCGUCACCGCCGCCUAUGAUGGUACAGCCGCCCCCUCCACCGCCGAUGUGCAUUCAACCGCCUGCACCGUGUCCGGUUACGAUACAGCCGCCUUGCCCGGAGCCAUUGUUGGUCCAGCCACCACCGCCGUGUCCUAUUAGCGUUCAGCCGCCCCCCCUACCGCCUAUAUGUGUACAACCUCCACCGCCUCCUCCCAUGUGUAUUCAACCACCUCCUUUUGAGCCUUUCUGCAUUCAACCUCCAGCUCCCUCGCCAAUUUGUUUCCAGCCUGCUCCUCCGCCUCCGAUAUGCUCAUGGCGGGCUCGGGGGGGCUCGUGGAGUGGUCGGAGGGGGGCUGCGGUGUGGUUCCAGCCGGCGGGUGCUCCGGCCCCGCUGCCUGGUGAGCUGGUGGAGGUACACCGGGCGGCCAGAGUGCUCCUAGUCAGCGCCGUCGUCAAUGGGCAGCCACAAACCUUCGCCCUUCAAAUGGGCAAUGGCGAAGAAGAGGGAGAUCCAGUAUGGCCGCGCGAAGAGUUGGGACCAACCGGUGUCGAAGAUAUGACUCGUCUCCACGACCUCCACGAAGCCGCUUUGCUCUGGAAUUUGAAGCUGAGAUACGAGCAGGGCCUUAUAUACACCUACGCAGGGUCCAUAUUAGUUGCUGUUAAUCCUUACAGGCCUGUGGAUACUCUGUAUGGUCUACAGACUGCAAGAAGAUACCAUGCAGCGGAAGCAUUAGGUGACCUACCGCCACAUCUUUUCGCCAUUGCGGCCGCCGCUCGCGCAUCGUUACCACAUCCUCAAGCCAUUUUGAUCUCUGGAGAGUCCGGCGCGGGAAAAACUGAAUCCACUAAACUAGCUGUUCAGUUUCUUGCUGCGGUCGCUCCUGCACCUUUAGGCAGGGCUCCCGUCUCCGAACAAAUUUUAGAAGCAGCGCCAUUACUGGAAGCGUUCGGAAACGCGAGAACGCCAAAAAAUCAUAACUCUAGUCGAUUUGGAAAACUGUUAGAACUCUAUUUCAAAGAUGGUGCAUUAGCCGGAGCCAGAGUCGCACAUUAUCUACUCGAAAAAUCGAGAAUAGUCACUCAAUCGCCUGGUGAAAGAAAUUAUCAUGUGUUCUAUGAAUUAUUAGCGGGAUUAGAUGAAGAACAAAGACGGGCAAGAGGUCUUUUGACAGCAGAACACUAUUUUUAUCUAAACCAAGGAGGAGAUUCAGGAGGCGCUGGCGCUGGAGCUGAUUGGUCCGCUCUAUGUGGGGCUAUGCAAGUACUUGGUAUUGGCGAUGCAGAAAGAGAAGACAUCAUCAGAGUUUUGGCUGCCGUUCUCCAUUUAGGAAAUGUGUAUUUUCACAGAAGACAGUUACGUCACGGACAGGAAGGAGUUCAAUUAGGCGGAGGAGCUGAAGUCCGCUGGGCAGCGCAUUUAUUAAAAAUUCCCGCUGAGGAUUUGGCAAGGGCUUUAACUACGAGAGUUACUGCUGCGCGGGCUGAGCGUAUGAGAUCGCCCUUGCCAAUAGACCAGGCAUUAGACGCUAGAGACGCUUUUGCUAAAGCCCUUUAUUCUUCCCUUUUCAACUGGCUCGUCUUACGCAUUAAUUCGAUAGUCCACCGCGCUGGUCUACACGACGCUCACCGGAUUUCUCUACUCGACAUCUUCGGCUUCGAAGACUUGGAAGAGAAUUCCUUCGAGCAACUUUGCAUUAAUUACGCGAAUGAAACGCUGCAGCAUUAUUUCAACAAACACAUUUUCAAACUUGAACAACAAGAAUAUCAGAAGGAACGUUUAGAGUGGUCCAAUUUGACGUGGAACGAUAAUUCACCAGUGAUUCAGCUGUUAAGUAAGAAGCCCGUUGGUAUUCUGCAUUUGUUGGACGAUGAGAGCAAUUUCCCGCGUGCUUCAGACGCGUCGUUCCUAGAAAAGUGCCAUUAUAAUCACGCUCUUAACGAGCUUUACUCGAGACCCAGAUUGGGAGCCAACGAAUUCGGAAUCAAGCAUUACGCGGGACAGGUGUGGUACAACGUGGAGGGCUUCCUGGACAAGAACCGGGACGCGUUGCGUGGCGAUGUACUGGAGCUGCUGUGCGGCAGCGAGGUGCCGCUGGUGGCCGAGAUGUCCGCGCAGCUGCGAGCGCACCACGACGCCAACAAGACGCUACCACGCGGCGCCAACGGACGCUUCGUCACUAUGAAGCCUAGGACACCUACAGUCGCCGCCAGGUUCUCCGAUAGUCUUCAUCAACUGCUGGAGUCGAUGUCGCGCUGCAACCCGUGGUUUGUCCGCUGCAUUAAGCCGAAUACAGACAAGUCUCCCAUGAAGUUUGAACUGCCUUGCGUGCUGGCACAGUUGCGCUACACUGGCAUGCUGGACACUAUUAAGAUACGUCAGACCGGAUAUCCUAUACGCAUCCCGUUCCAGAACUUUGUGGAAAGAUAUCGGUAUUUGCUGAAGUCGAACCCACCUCGCGCUACGCCGUACCGUGAAAUAUGCAACUCCAUUCUUGCUGAAAUGCCACCUACGGGCGCUGUGGGCGCGGACUUCCAGUUGGGUGCGGCGCGGGUGUUCGUCCGCGAGGCGCUGCACAGAGCGCUGGAGCGAGCGCGCGCCGAUAAGCUGCGCGCAGCCGCUACAGCGCUGCAAGCGCAUCUGCGGGGCUACCUCGCUAGGAAGCGCUACACACAGAUGCGUGAGUCUGCCGUGCGCAUACAGGCAUGGUGGCGAGGGUCCCGGGAGCGGCGCCGCUUCGUUCGCGCUCGGCGCGGAGUAGUGCGCGCGCAGGCGUUAGUGCGAGCGCGCCGCGCCCGCCGCAGAGUCGCAGCGUUGCGGGAGCAGCGGGAUGCGCAGCGCCGCAGGCAGGAGGCGCAGCAGGCAGCCGCCAAAAGACGUGCGGCAGAACAAAAGGCGAAGGCGGAGAGCUUACAAGUGCUAGAAGUGCCGGCUGAACUGGCGUUCAUACUUUCCAAAAUUGACGAGUGGCAACCGCCCCAUACCGAAAAGAAUAUCACUAAGGUAUCCGGGGACGUUUAUGCCGAAGAAGAGCGGGUGCAGUUGCCUAAAGACUUGCAACAGUUCGCCUUCUCCAAGUUCAGUUCCGUGUACUUCGCAGACGGCGGCCAGCUCAGUCCAAAGAAGCAUCCUAUUACUAAGCCAUUCUUAUCUAAAGCUGCCGUCAGAGAUCAAGACUUUAACGAUGCCAUAGCAAUAUUCAAAUUAAUCUUGCGUUGGUGCGAUGAAUCCGCAGCCGGGGACGAAGCCAGGCAAAAGGUUUUAGCAGAUUACAUAGCAUCUCGAGGACUAGCGUCGAGGGGUCUGCGUGAUGAGAUCCUUGUACAAUUGUGCAAUCAAGCAAGCGGCGAUUCUGCUGAGAGAGUGUGGAAGUUGGUUGCUCACUGCUUGGCCUCUUUCCAACCUGGACCUGCCCUGCAUAAGUACCUGGUGCGGCUGAUCUCAGAGUCGACGACCGGGCGCGCGCGCGCGCGGCUGCUGCGGCUGGCGUGCGGCGGCGAGGCGGCGGGCGCGCGCGCGGCCGGCGCGCACCGCCGCACGCCGCCCACCGCGCUCGAGUGGCGCGCCGGCGACGCGGCCCGCCCCGCGCUCAACCUCCCCCUCUAUGACGAUACGGUAACACACGUUUGCGUGGAUUCGUGGACGACGUGCGAGCGCGCCGCUGCCGCUGCGCUGGCAGCAGCCGGGCAUCCGCGCGGCCUCACCGGCUGGUCGCUCACCAUGGAACACAAUGGACAACUUACGGAAUGGGCGGGCUGCGAGUACGCAUUGGACGCCGUGGGCGAAGUGGAGACGUUUUCCGCUCUGAUCAGCGGGCGCAAUGAGCCGCUACGUGCGUCAACUUCGCGCCUGGCGCCGCCCGCGCCGCCGCCCAGAGCUUCCUCCGUCGACACCGAAAGAGCCGCGCGCCCGCAGGUGCCACCGCCGGAACCUCCAAAGUCACGUUCUCCCAGCAUCCAGCGCAUGCUAGACGACUCAAUAGAAGAAGGAAUUUCUGAAUACAACUGGAAGAUGGAGCAAGAAGUUACCCAAACCAUUAAUAAACAUAACAACGAUUAUUCGAGAAAGAUAUCCCACGAUAUUCUAUCGCGCGAGUCUGCUCUAAACGAGCGAUAUUUUGAACAACAAUCAGACAAAGUUCGCAGUCGUUCAUUGGACAAUCUUCUAGGUGAAAAUCCGGUACCGCAGCCGUCUAAGUUAACUGAUUUAGGACUAUCACAAUCGCGACUAAACGAUCGCUAUCACUCAGUAGAGAGAUUAGGUGGAGCACCGAGUGUAGCCAGUAGCAAGGGAGCAGUGGAGAUGGAGUACGGAACAGGCUCAAGAGCAAUGCCUUCGCGAUAUAUAAAGUCACAGUAUACUGGCAAGCGGGCGCCGGCUGGAUCGCAGUCUAGUCGUGCAUACAUUGAGAAGAGCUCGGAAUUUGGAGGCGUUAGAUCAUCAGCCAUGUCGGACACUUCCGAAGCUCCGAGCUUGGCUUCGCAUGUGCGUCGAGUCCGCGUUCCAAGUCAAGCUUCCGACGUUGACCAGUUCCUGGAUGACUUGUUCUCGCCGGUCCUCGAUCCAAACAUUGACGAAAUGUCUGAUGCCCGUUCUUUAGCCGCUAGCAUUAAAGGCGGGAAGAAAUAUAAUGAAUUUAUCGACAACAUCCUGAAUUGUGACUACAACGAACAAAUAUCUACUCUUAACAAUGCGACACAUGUUGGCCGCUUAAUCAAAGGCGGUGGGAAAGAGGAGAAAGGAAAAACUAGUAGAAAGGAAUCUAGUGUCGGUUCUGUAGACGAUUAUAUCACAAAUCUGUUUGAUCCAAUAUUCAUGAAUGAUAGUCUGAAGAGACUAACCGAUGGUGAAGGUCUAUCAGGUGCCAUAAAGGGUGGCGGAUCUACGCCUAGAGGUGCAUCAGCUUCGACGUCGGCUCUAAGUUUUGGAGCUUUAUCACUGCCGCCAUCGAUGCCGGCUAUGCCAGCGACUCCCGAAGCACUAGCUGCUGCGUUAGGUCUUCAUUUACCACCUCCUGGCACAGUCGAUAUAAAUGCGUAUCAUCAAAACUUGCAACGAGCUUUUUUACAGAACGCAAUGGCACAAAACUUACAAAUACAGCAGCAAUUGUUGGCUCAAAAUCAAGCUUUACAAACGCUCCUUGCUGGCCAAGUCGCUGAAACAUCUGAUUCGGUUCCCACAUCAUCAAUUCGGUCAUCGACCGUUAUUCACGCUGAAGUACACUCGCCUCCAAGAAAUGCGGUAAAAUCGAGACGGGAAUCAAACGAGAGCUCGUCUACUGGCGCGCCUCCCCCUCCCCCGCCGCCGAUGCCCCCACUACUACACGACGUCGAUCCUUCGGAAGUAAGACCAUUUUUAGACCCAUACGGUCGUGCGAAAACCGUACGAAUAGGGAAAUGGAGAUGGCCGCCUCCGAAGGAUGCGGCGAAUCAAGAGACAUCCCAAGAUUUUACUAAAUUCAAAUUGCGUCAGAUUCAGAGGAAACACACGCCGCAAGCACAGACUAACGGCGUAGAACAUGAACCACCGCGUGGGAGAUCUCGCUCUGAAGCCUCGCCAAGUAUAGAUUGGGAAGAGUUUGAAGUCGAUGGACAAAAUAUUACACCAAGUAUGGAACCGCCAUCACAACGGACUACGAGACGAAGCUUCGAGAUAGGCGCACAAAGACCUUCGCCCGGCAGCGUAGGGAAGUUGAAACUCAGCUCUGAAAUGAGACAAAGACUUGAGCGUGUCACCGCUAAUCAUUCAGUACGAAGCUCGUCUUCUGCUGCCGAAACACCACGUGCUAUCAAUAAGCUGGAGGAUACCAGAAAGUUGAUGCUGGAACGUCAAUUAGGCGGAGGGAGGUGGGAUGCUCCACCGCCACCAGUGCCCCCCGCACCGCCAGGUCCGGCUCCCCUGCCUCCGAAAUCUCCCCCCCACUCCGCCAGAUAG
Molecule: messenger RNA, 6525 nt
Organism: Parnassius apollo (apollo)
Lineage: Eukaryota; Metazoa; Arthropoda; Insecta; Lepidoptera; Papilionidae
Source: the annotation of a GenBank genome assembly